AUGGCUCCAGGGAAUCUCACCGGGGUGACUGAGUUCAUUCUCAUGGGGGUCUCCCACCAUCCAGAGCUCCAGAUUCCACUCUUCCUCGUUUUCCUGGUGAUCUACGGGCUGACGGUGGCAGGGAACCUGGGCAUCAUCACCCUCACCAGUGCUGACUCUCAACUGCAAACCGCCAUGUACUUUUUCCUUCGGCACUUGGCUAUCAUCAAUCUUGGCAAUUCUACUGUCAUUGCCCCUAAAAUGCUGGUUAACUUCUGGAUUUUGAAGAAAACCAUAUCUUACUAUGGAUGUGCAACCCAGUUGGGUGGAUUCAUAGCUUUUAUCGUGGCUGAGAUUUUCAUGCUGGCUGCAAUGGCCUAUGAUCACUAUGUGGCUAUUUGCAACCCCCUGCUAUACAUGGUGGUGGUAUCUCGGCACAUCUGCCUCCUGCUGGUAUCCCUCAUAUACCUCUAUGGUCUGAGCACAGCCCUGACAGUCUCUUCCUGUGUUUUCUCUAUGUCUUAUUGCUCUUCCAAUGUGAUCAACCAUUUUUACUGUGGUAGUGUCCCUUUGUUAGCAUUGUCCUGUACAGAUACCUACAUUCCAGAAACAGUAGCGUUUGCCUUUUCAGGAACCAAUUUAUUUUUCUCCAUGAUUGUUGUUUUAAUGUCCUACUUCAACAUCGUCCUUGCCAUUUUGAGGAUACGUUCCUCCGAGGGGCGACAAAAAGCCUUUUCCACCUGUGCUUCCCAUAUGAUGGCUGUCACUGUGUUCUACGGGACUCUCCUCUUCAUGUAUUUGCAACCAAGGACCAACCACUCAUUAAAUACUGAUAAAAAGGCCUCUGUCUUCUACACCCUAGUGAUUCCAAUGCUGAAUCCCCUCAUUUACAGCCUAAGGAACAGGGAUGUGAAGGGUGCAGUAAAGAGGUUCCUGGAUAACCCAUGCCAUUAUUCAAAUUAA
Molecule: messenger RNA, 942 nt
Organism: Manis pentadactyla (Chinese pangolin)
Lineage: Eukaryota; Metazoa; Chordata; Mammalia; Pholidota; Manidae
Product: olfactory receptor 8J2-like
Exons: 1
Coding region: 1-942 (313 amino acids)
Biological process (GO): sensory perception of smell; G protein-coupled receptor signaling pathway
Cellular component (GO): membrane
Molecular function (GO): G protein-coupled receptor activity; olfactory receptor activity; odorant binding
Source: RefSeq, a predicted model, not a curated record